Molecule: messenger RNA, 3201 nt
Organism: Drosophila arizonae
Lineage: Eukaryota; Metazoa; Arthropoda; Insecta; Diptera; Drosophilidae
Gene: spas
Product: spastin
Cellular component (GO): microtubule cytoskeleton
Molecular function (GO): microtubule severing ATPase activity; ATP hydrolysis activity; ATP binding
Source: RefSeq, a predicted model, not a curated record
AAAAAACGGCGCUCAAUAAAUUUACAUAUAGAAAAAUGAGAAAUAACAAUUAACAACAAAAAGCGCGCGUCGUGUGUUCCGUUUCAGUUUAUUUCAGUUUUCAGUACAUUAUUUAAUUGCGUAGUCUUUUUGGUUUUGCUGUCUUUGUGUCUGAGCUGUGGAAGCUAUUGACUGUGUGAGAGUGAGAAAGAGAGGAGCAAAACUUCGCUUCUCUGGAGGUGGGGGCGGAGGGUGUUGUGUUUGUGAAAAGAGACUCGUAUAGAAAAACAGUGCUGCGGCUCGGAAUCAAUAUCGAUGGUACGCACCAAAAACCAAUCGUCGUCAUCCAGCGCCAGCAGCAGCACCAAGUCGCCGGUCAAGAUCAGCGGAGGUGGCAGCAGCGGAGCCAAUCGCAGCCGCAGCUGCAGUGAAGCAUUAAUCGAUGACGGCAAAACUAGUUCGAAAUUGUCGUCGAAUCGUCAACGCGCUACAAUAACAGCAACAACAACUACAUCCACAACUCCGGGCAGUUCACCAGACGACGACACCACCGAUGCGGAUUUGACACCGACCAGUGGAUACGGGCCAAGAGGCGGCACUUCGGUGCACAAGCAAAACCUCUACGUUGUUUCAUUUCCCAUUAUAUUUCUGUUCAACGUUUUGCGCUCUCUGAUUUAUCAGCUGUUCUGUAUUUUUCGCUACUUGUACUGUGCGAGCACAAAGGUGAUCUAUCGCAGUCCGCAUCGACGCGACUGCAACAUCGAGAUCGUUGUCCAGAACUCCAAGGAACAACAGUCUAUAAUUUGUCCAUUGGAGCGGAAUACGAGCGACGGCAUUGAAAAGGCCCAACAAGCACUGCCCCAAAGACAACGCGCGUUGCUCCCAUUAGAAAUGGCAACCAAUCGAGGCGGCAGCGGUGGCUACUCCCCGGGCCCCGGUGAUCCGCUGCUGGCCAAGCAGAAGCAUCACCAUCGACGCGCAUUCGAGUACAUUUCCAAAGCUCUCAAAAUCGACGAGGAGAACGAAGGCCACAAGGAGCUGGCCAUUGAGCUGUAUCGCAAGGGCAUCAAGGAGCUGGAGGAUGGCAUUGCUGUUGACUGCUGGAGCGGACGCGGUGAUGUCUGGGAUCGCGCCCAGCGCUUGCACGAGAAGAUGCAAACUAAUCUCUCCAUGGCACGCGAUCGUCUGCACUUUCUCGCUUUGCGUGAGGAAGAUUUGCAAAUGCAACGUUUGUCCCUGAUGGAUCCGCCAAAGAACAAGCAGCAGGUCACAUCGAAAUUCAAGCAACCCAUGCUCGUGGGCCAAACGAAUAGCAAAGCGACGGCCGUUGAGCCGCCAAAGAUAACAAUGCGCAGCAGCGGCUAUGGACCCAAACCCGUCAGCGGCACGGGGUCCAGUGCAGGCACCUCGAAAGCCUUGCAAGCGGCAUCUGGUCGCAAAUUAACCAUUGGCAACAAGCGCCCCGGCAAUCUGGCCGUCGCUAACAAGUCACAAACGCUGCCGCGCAAUCUUGGCUCGAAGACGACCUCCACAUACGUGGGCGCUGCCCUGCAGCGUCAGCCGGGCAAAACGGCAGCGACUCCACCGGCUGUGCGUCGCCAAUUCUCAUCGGGACGUAAUACGCCGCCGCAGCGCUCACGCACGCCCAUCAACAACAAUGCAGCCAGCGGCAGUGGCAGCGGCAGCGGCGCCAGCACGCCCAUGAUAAGUGUAAAGGGUGUGGAGCAGAAGUUGGUGCAGAUCAUAAUGGACGAAAUAGUUGAGGGUGGCGCCAAGGUGGAGUGGACCGAUAUUGCUGGCCAGGAUGUGGCCAAGCAGGCGCUGCAGGAGAUGGUCAUAUUACCAUCCGUCCGUCCUGAGCUCUUUACAGGCCUGCGCGCACCUGCCAAGGGUCUGCUGCUGUUCGGACCGCCAGGUAAUGGCAAAACGUUGUUGGCACGCGCCGUGGCCACCGAGUGCAGUGCGACAUUCCUCAACAUCUCGGCUGCCUCGCUGACCAGCAAGUACGUGGGCGAUGGCGAGAAAUUGGUGCGCGCUCUGUUUGCGGUGGCUCGCCACUUGCAGCCAUCGAUAAUAUUUAUUGACGAGGUCGACUCGCUGCUCUCGGAGCGCAGCAGUAACGAGCAUGAGGCGUCGCGUCGCCUCAAAACUGAAUUCCUGGUUGAAUUCGAUGGGCUGCCAGGCAAUCCGGAGGGCGAUCGCAUUGUUGUGCUGGCGGCGACCAAUCGUCCGCAAGAGCUGGACGAGGCUGCAUUGCGUCGGUUUACCAAGCGUGUCUACGUAUCGCUGCCCGAGGUACAGACACGCGAACUACUAUUAAGUCGUCUGCUCCAGAAGCAGGGCAGUCCGCUGGAUACGGAAGCUCUGGCACGUUUGGCGAAAAUAACCGAUGGCUAUUCGGGCUCCGAUCUAACCGCGCUGGCCAAGGAUGCCGCCUUGGAGCCCAUACGUGAACUAAACGUGGAGCAAGUCAAGUGUCUGGACAUCAGCGCUAUGCGCCCCAUCACCGAGAAGGAUUUCCAUAAUUCGCUGAAGCGAAUACGCCGUUCAGUGGCGCCGCAAAGUCUCAACUCGUACGAGAAAUGGUCGCAGGAUUAUGGCGACAUUACCAUUUAGUUUGGUUGCGUUUCGUAUUGUAAUUCCUUUGACGUUCAAAUUUGUUUGUUUAUUUUUUUUUUUUCUUUGGUGAAACCCACCCAACUACAGAUGCUUGGCAUAUAUGCCCAGCGGGCAGUCCAAAGCUAAACACAAUUGCAGAAACUAGGCCACCACGCCCACUUCUCCACGUCCAUGGCCACGUAGGCACACACAGCUUUAGAGGCCGACCCGAACGUAUUGUGAUGUGAGUGACGGAAUUUAAAUUUUGUUGUGUUGCUCGUGCUGCGUUGCACUUGCAACGUGCAGCAUGCAACCGCAUUAGUUUUCAUCAUUGACUCGUAUUUUAAAUAAUUUUCAAGAGCGUUUCAUUAGGAGUUUAGAUUUUAUCUUCGUAGUGUUUAAUUGUUUUCACGAUUUUUGUUGAUUUAUGUAUGAAUAUGGAAAUGUAAUUGAAAUCAUUUGUUUAACAUUUCUCUCAUACAAGUUGAGUGUAUUUAGGAUAUAUGUUUAAGAAUAUUGUACGAAAAAUUGUCAUUCUAAGUUUUCUUUUAGUAAUGCUAUGUUAAAACACGGUGCCGAGAUCAUAGUACAUGUGAAUUAUUAAUAAUAAGCGAUACUGUCAAA